AUGUCGUCCAUUGGUUUUUGGAACUGUAGAGGAGCUAGGAAGGUAAAAGCUUCUCUUUAUGCAAAAGAUUUCAUUAAAGAAUUUGGAGUUUUCUUUCUUGGCUUAGUUGAGACUAAGCUCACUGUUGUGGAUGGAAAAAUUGUAAGUUCCUUAGUUGGCGAAGGUUGGGACUUCUGUCAAGUUCCUUCGGAAGGACUCUCUGGAGGAAUUCUUGUUAUUUGGAAAAAGGAUAUGGCCACUUUUAAUAUGCUGGAAUCUUCAAACCAGUUUCUUAUUGGAAAUCUUAAUGUAUUCAAUAGGGGCACCUGGAGAAUUGCUACAAUUUAUGGAAAUAAGGAUAUUUACAAGAGGAGGAGGUUAUGGGAGAGAUUGGAGCAUCAUUUGACUAAUGAUUUCCCAAUCAUUUUAGGGGGAGAUUUCAACUGUCUACUGUCUAAGGAAGAGAAGAAAGGAGGGAGAGACUUUGUUUUUGGCAUGGGAACGAAGGAAAUGAAGUCUAUUAUUAUAUACAACAAUUUGCACGAGGUGGCUGAAGUUGGUCCAAAGUUUACUUGGAGCAAUAAUAAAAAAGGUGCAGAGAAAAUUCUUGAAAAGCUGGAUAAAUGUCUGGUCAAUUUAGCGGCAUUGAACUCUUCUCAUAGACUAAUGGUGAGGCAUUUGGCAAGGAUGGCUUCGGACCACUGUCCGAUAUUACUAAAUCUGUUAAAAUUCAUUUCUCCUAGCAGAAAAGUAUUGAAGUUCGAAGAAGUAUGGACCUCUUUACCGUCUUCAGUUGGUGUUGUAAAGAAUUCUUGGAAGAAGAAAACAUUGGUUGAUCCUCCUCAUGUUUCAAAUCAAAAACUUAAAAGGAUGUUAAAGAACUUACAUUACUGGAGUAAAAAUAAGUUCAAGGCUCUAAAUCUAGCCAAGGAAGAUCUGAAAGCUGAAGUUUUGAAACUACAGGAAUCUGAAUCUGAAAGAGGAAAUAACAAAGAAGAAGUUCAUUGGUUACUCAAGGCAAAGAUGGAAGAGUUAAAUUCUGUAAUGUCUAGACUUGAUUCAUGGUGGAAGCAAAGAGCAAAAGUCAAGUGGUUGGUGGAUGGAGACACAAAUUCUAUGUUCUUUCAAUCAUAUGCUAGUGGGAGGAUGAAUACAAACUUUAUUCAUAAAAUCAAGGAUGAGCAAGGAGCAAUGGCUGAAGACCAAAAACAGAUAGAGGAUGUGAUCUUUCGGUAUUUCAGCAACAAAUGGGUGGGGAGGAAUUGUGUUAUAGACAAUUGGCCUUAUUCCAUUGCAUCGUUGAAUGAUGAAGAUAGAGAAGUUCUUAGCAAGGAUUUUUCGUUUGAAGAAUUAGAAGAAGUGAUCAAAAAACUAGGGAGGAACAUUGCUCUUGGAAAGGAUGUUGAAUGUUUCACGGGAUUUAAGAUCUCUCUUCUCAUUAAUGGUUCUUAUUCUAAGUGGAUAGAAGCCAAAAGUGGAUUCCGGCAAGGAUGCCCUCUAUCCCCUUUUUUAUUUGUUAUGUGUGCUCAACUUCUUACUAAUGUUUUCAGUUCUAGAGGGAGUUCUAUAGGAGUUGAAGUUUCUAAUAAUGGGCCUAAGAUUUCCCAUUUACUGUAUGCCGACGACAUUAUUAUAUUCUCUAAUGCUCAGAUCAAAUCGAUCAAAGUUAUCAAAGGGAUUCUUGUGGACUUCUGCGGUUGGACAGGCCAAAAGCUGAAUGUGAAAAAAUCUGGAGUCCUCUUUGGACUCUCAGUGAAGAAUAGAAGGAGAAAGAAGAUUUGUAGAAUCAUGAAUUUGAGAGAGAUUAAAGAAUUCUGUUAUUUGGGAGUCAAGGUGGUGCUAAGAAGGCUUCAUAAAGCUGACUUUCAAUUUCUAUUAGAUAAAACUAUGAGUAUGCUUAGAGUUUGGGGUGGUAAGCUAUUCUCUUUAGCUGGGAGAAUAACCUUGGUAAAAUCAGUAUUACUGACAUACCCAACUUUUCACUCUGCCAAUUCUAUGGUUCCUAAGAAAGUUCUAUACGAAAUUGAUAAAAUUUGCAAGGAAUUCAUAUGGAGGAAGCGUGAUGGCAAUGCAGGCCUGCAUUAUCCAAUUAUUAGAUGGACUGUGGGGAAUGGAAAGAAUAUCAAUGCAUUUGAAGAUGUUUGGGUUUUAGACAAAAGCUUUAUCAACUGGCCAACUUUUGUCAACAUCACGAAAGGAAGCUGCAUCAUGGUUGAAAAUUUCUUAAAUGACGGUAAUUGGAACACGGUGAAGCUGAAAAAGUUCUUUGGGGAUGAUCUUAUUGAUCUUAUCUUUUCCAUUGAGAUUAGAAAUGGUGAAGACAAAGUUGAGCUUAUGCAUAAACUUUCAGGCAAAUCUAUUACAGCUCUUGCAGUUGAAACCACUGUUUCUGAAAAAAUAGUGGAGAAAACCUAG
Molecule: messenger RNA, 2394 nt
Organism: Dendrobium catenatum
Lineage: Eukaryota; Viridiplantae; Streptophyta; Magnoliopsida; Asparagales; Orchidaceae
Exons: 3
Coding region: 1-2394 (797 amino acids)
Source: RefSeq, a predicted model, not a curated record